Messenger RNA from Odocoileus virginianus texanus, 5842 nucleotides. The record is from RefSeq and is a predicted model, not a curated record. NCBI's taxonomy places the organism in Eukaryota, Metazoa, Chordata, Mammalia, Artiodactyla, Cervidae.
GGCCAGGUGGCCUUGGAACAUCACUAGCAUUCUCAGAGCCUCGGUUUGUACAUCUGUGCAAUGGGAACGGUGGAGCUCUGACCAGGACCCAGUGAGCUGACACGUGGACCAGGGUUGUCAGGCAUCGUGUGUCAAUUGUGGCUGUUUUACAGGAAGAGGAGGAUGGCAGGGCCACAUCCCAGCCCGUGGACCAGGCUGCUGCUGGCAGCCCUGCUGAGCAUCAGCUUCCCCGGGGCCAUGGCGAACCGCUGCAAGAAGGCCCAGGUGGAGAGCUGCACGGAGUGCAUCCGCGUGGACAAGGACUGCGCCUACUGCACGGACGAGGUAUUCAAGGAACGGCGCUGCAACACCCAGGCCGAGCUGCUGGCUGCCGGCUGCCGGCUGGAGAGUGUGGUGGUCAUGAAGAGCAGCUUUGAAAUCACGGAGGAAAGGCAGAUCGACACUACCCUGCGGCGCAGCCAGGUGGCCCCCCAGGCGCUGCGGGCGCGGCUGCGGCCGGGCGAGGAGUGGCGCUUCGAGCUGCAGGUGUUCGAGCCCCUGGAGAGCCCCAUGGACCUGUAUAUCCUCAUGGACUUUUCCAACUCCAUGUCUGACGAUCUGGACAACCUCAAGAAGAUGGGGCAGGACCUGGCUCAGGUCUUGAGGCAGCUCACCAGCGACUACACAAUAGGAUUUGGCAAGUUCGUGGACAAAGUCAGCGUCCCUCAGACGGACAUGAGGCCUGAGAAGCUGAAGGAGCCCUGGCCCAACAGCGACCCCCCCUUCUCCUUCAAGAAUGUCAUCAGCCUGACGGAAGACGUGGAGGAGUUCCGGAAUAAGCUGAAGGGGGAGCGCAUCUCAGGCAACCUGGACGCCCCCGAAGGAGGUUUCGACGCCAUCCUGCAGACGGCCGUGUGCACUAGGGACAUCGGCUGGCGCCCCGACAGCACCCACUUGCUGGUUUUCUCCACCGAGUCGGCCUUCCACUACGAGGCCGACGGGGCCAACGUGCUGGCCGGCAUCAUGAGGCGUAAUGACGAGGAGUGCCACCUGGACCCCACGGGCACCUACACCCAGUACAAGAUGCAGGACUACCCGUCGGUGCCCACCCUGGUGCGCCUGCUCGGCCAACACAACAUCAUCCCCAUCUUCGCCGUCACCAACUACUCCUAUAGCUACUACGAGAGGCUGUCAUCGUAUUUCCCUGUCUCUUCGCUGGGGGUGCUGCAGGAGGACUCGUCCAACAUCGUGGAUCUGCUGCAGGAAGCCUUCAACCGCAUCCGCUCCAACCUGGACAUUCGGGCCCUGGACAGUCCUCGAGGCCUGCGGACAGAGGUCACCUCUAGGAUGUUCCAGAAGACGGACACGGGGUCCUUUUUCAUCCGGCGAGGGGAAGUGGGCACAUACCAAGUGCAGCUGCGGGCCAUCGAGGACUUGGAUGGGGCUCAUGCAUGCCAGCUGCCAGAGGCGGACCAGAAGGGCACCAUCCAUCUGAAGCCAUCCUUCUCCAAUGGCCUCAGGAUGGAUGUGGGCAUCAUCUGUGAUGUGUGCUCCUGUGAGCUGCAAAAAGAGGAGCGGUCAUCUCGCUGCAACUUCCACGGGGACUUCAUGUGUGGACACUGUGUGUGUCACGAGGGCUGGAGUGGCAAGACCUGUAACUGCUCCACCGGCUCCCAGAGCGACCUGCAGCCCUGCCAGCGGGAGGGCGAGGACAAGGCGUGCUCUGGGCGUGGCGAGUGCCAGUGUGGCCACUGUGUGUGUUAUGGCGAAGGCCGCUACGAGGGUCAGUUCUGCGAGUACGACAACUUCCAGUGCCCCCGCACCUCCGGCUUCCUCUGCAAUGACCGGGGACGCUGCUCCAUGGGUCAGUGUGUGUGUGAGCCCGGCUGGACAGGUCUGAGCUGUGACUGUCCUCUCAGCAACGCCACCUGCAUCGACAGUAACGGGGGUCUCUGUAACGGGCGGGGCUACUGCGAGUGCGGCCGCUGCCACUGCAACCAACAGUCGCUCUACACGGACACCGUCUGUGAGAUCAACUACUCUGCGAUCCGCCUGGGCCUCUGCGAGGACCUGCGCUCCUGCGUGCAGUGCCAGGCGUGGGGCACCGGUGAGAAGAAGGGGCGCACGUGCGAGGAGUGCAGCUUCAAGGUCAAGAUGGUGGAUGAGCUUAAGAAAGCGGAGGAGGUGGUGGAGCACUGCUCCUUCCGGGACGAGGAUGACGACUGUACCUACAGUUACACCGUGGAGGGUGACGGCGCCCCCGGGCCCAACAGCACUGUCCUGGUGCAGAGGAGGAAGGAAUGCCCCCCGGGCACCUUCUGGUGGCUCAUCCCCCUGCUCAUCUUCCUCCUCCUGUUCCUGGUCCUGCUGCUGCUGCUCUGUUGGAAGUACUGCGCCUGCUGCAAGGCCUGCCUGGCCCUUCUCCCUUGCUGCAACCGAGGCCACAUGGUGGGCUUCAAGGAAGACCACUACAUGCUGCGCGAGAACCUGAUGGCCUCAGACCACCUGGACACGCCCUUGCUGCGCAGCGGGAACCUCAAGGGGCGUGACACGGUCCGGUGGAAGAUCACCAACAACGUGCAGAGGCCCGGCUUCGCCUCGCACGCUGCGGGCAUCAACCCCUCGGAGCUGGUGCCUUACGGACUGUCCCUGCGGCUCGCCCGCCUCUGCACCGAGAACCUGCUGAAACCUGGCACUCGAGAAUGCGACCAGCUGCGCCAGGAGGUGGAGGAGAAUCUGAACGAGGUGUACCGACAAAUCACAGGCGCACACAGCCUCCAGCAGACCAAGUUCCGGCAGCAGCCCAACGCCGGGAAAAAACAGGACCACACCAUUGUGGACACCGUGCUGAUGGCUCCCCGCUCGGCCAAGCAGGCCCUGCUGAAGCUGACGGAGAAGCACGUGGAGCAGGGGGCCUUCCAUGAGCUCAAGGUGGCCCCCGGCUAUUACACGCUCACUGCAGACCAGGACGCCCGGGGCAUGGUGGAGUUCCAGGAGGGCGUGGAGCUGGUGGACGUGCGGGUGCCUCUGUUUAUCCGGCCCGAGGACGACGAUGAGAAACAGUUGCUGGUGGAGGCCAUCGACGUGCCCGUGGGCACCGCCACCCUUGGCCGCCGCCUGGUCAACAUCACCAUCAUCAAGGAGCAAGCCAGUGGGAUCGUGUCCUUUGAGCAGCCCGAGUACUUGAUCAGCAGCGGGGAGCAUGUGGCCUGCAUCCCCGUGGUCCGGCGCAUCCUGGACAGUGGCAAGUCACAGGUCUCCUACCGCACGCAGGACAACACCGCCAAGGGCAACCGGGACUACAUCCCUGUGGAGGGUGAGCUGCUGUUCCAACCUGGGGAGACCUGGAAGGAGCUGCAGGUGAAGCUCCUGGAGCUGCAGGAGAUGGACUCCCUCCUGCGGGGCCCCCAGACCCGCCGCUUCUACAUUCAACUCAGCAACCCCAAGUUCGGGGCCCGCCUGGGCCAGCCGCAGUCUGCCACUGUCAUCAUUGGGGACCGAGACGAGCUGGACCGGAGCAUAAUGAACCAGACCGUGUCAUCACCCCCACCACCCCGGGGCGACCUGGGUGCCCCACAGAACCCCAAUGCUAAGGCUGCUGGGUCCCGGAAGAUCCACUUCAACUGGCUGCCGCCUCCUGGCAAGCCGACAGGGUACCGGGUGAAGUACUGGAUCCAGGGUGACCCUGAGUCCGAAGCCCACCUGCUCGACAGCAAGGCGCCCUCGGUGGAGCUCACCAACCUGUACCCGUACUGCGACUACGAGAUGAAGGUGUGCGCCUACGGGGCUCAGGGCGAGGGCCCCUACAGCUCUCCGGUGUCCUGUCGCACCCACCAGGAAGUGCCCAGCGAGCCCGGGCGUCUGGCCUUCAACGUCGUCUCCUCCACUGUGACCCAGCUGAGCUGGGCCGAGCCAGCCGAGACCAACGGCGAGAUCACAGCCUAUGAGGUCUGCUACGGCCUGGUCAAUGAGGACAACCGACCCAUCGGGCCCAUGAAGAAGGUGCUGGUGGACGGCCCCAAGAAGCGGACGCUGCUCAUCGAGAACCUGCGCGAGUCCCAGCCGUACCGCUACACGGUCAAGGCUCGCAACGGAGCAGGCUGGGGGCCUGAGCGGGAGGCCAUCAUCAACCUUGCCACCCAGCCCAAGCGACCCAUGUCUAUCCCCAUCAUCCCUGACAUCCCCAUCGUGGACGCCCAGAGUGGGGAGGACUACGAGAGCUUCCUCAUGUACAGCGAUGACGUGCUCCGCUCCCCAGCUGGCAGCCAGAGGCCCAGCGUCUCUGAUGACACCGAGCACCUGGUGAACGGGCGGAUGGACUUUGCCUUCCCCGGCAGCGCCAACUCCCUGCACAGGAUGACCGUGAGCACUGCGGCCCACGGCACCCACCUGAGCCCGCAGCUACCCCACCGCAUGCUGAGCACCUCGUCCACCCUCACGCGGGACUACCACUCGCUGACCCGCACGGAGCACUCACACUCGGCCACGCUGCCCAGGGACUACUCCACCCUCACCUCCCUGUCCUCCCAGAGCCUCCCUCCCAUCUGGGAACACGGGAGGAGCAGGCUUCCGCUGUCCUGGGCCCUGGGGUCCCGGAGUCGGGCUCAGAUGAAGGGGGCCCCCCGCUCCGGGGACUUGAGAGACUCUAUAAUCCUGGCUGGGCAGCCAGCAGCGCCCUCUUGGGGCCCAGGCUCCCGCCUGGCUGCGGGUGUGCCCAACACACCCACCCGCCUGGUGUUCUCCGCCCUCGGACCCACGUCUCUGAAAGUUAGCUGGCAGGAGCCGCAGUGUGAGCGUGCGCUACAGGGCUACAGCGUGGAGUACCAGCUGCUGAACGGCGGUGAGCUGUAUCGCCUCAACAUCCCCAACCCCAGCCAGACCUCGGUGGUGGUGGAGGACCUCCUGCCCAACCAUUCCUACGUGUUCCGCGUGCGGGCCCAGAGCCAGCAGGGCUGGGGCCCAGAGCGCGAGGGCGUCAUCACCAUCGAGUCGCAGGUGCAUCCGCAGAGCCCGCUCUGCCCCCUGCCCGGCUCCGCCUUCACCUUGAGCACGCCCAGCGCCCCCGGCCCACUGGUGUUCACGGCCCUGAGCCCCGACUCUCUGCAGCUGAGCUGGGAGCGGCCCCGAAGGCCGGACGGCGACAUUCUGGGCUACCUGGUGACGUGUGAGGUGGCCCACGGAGGAGAGCCAGCCACCACGUUCCUGGUGGACGGCGACAGCCCCGAGAGCCGGCUGACCGUGCCCGGUCUCAGCGAGAACGUGCCCUACAAGUUCAAGGUGCAGGCCAAGACCACCCAAGGCUUCGGGCCGGAGCGCGAGGGGAUCAUCACCAUCGAGUCCCAGGAUGGAGGACCCUUCCCCCAGCUGGGCGGCCACUCGGGGCUCUUCCAGCACCCAGUGUCAGGGGAAUACAGCAGCAUCACCACCCACUCCAGCACCACUGAGCCCUUCCUACUGGAUGGACUCACCCUGGGCUCCCAGCACCUGGAAGCAAGUGGCUCCCUCACGCGGCACGUGACACAGGAGUUUGUGAGCCGGACGCUGACCACCAGUGGGACCCUCAGCACCCACGUGGACCAACAGUUCUUCCAGACCUGAGCCCCCCGCCGCACCCCCUCCCCCAGGCGCUGCCUCAGCUACUCCAUCCUUGGACCCCUGGUGGCCCAGCGCACCCGCAUGCUUAUCACAGGGCCGCUGCCUCUGGCUGUGUCCUCUUGGCGGCAUGGAGGGGGCAGAGGUCCCGGAAGGCCCCUCUGGCUGCCCCCUUGCCCCAGGCCCGAGCCCCUUUGUAACCAAAGAGCUGGACCCAGCAUGACAAGGACCUGGCUUUGUUCUGCACUAUAAUAAAGCAUUUUGCUACCGC